AUGUCCGACUCCGACGAGUGGAAUGCGGGAGCAGAGGAGGAGGACGAUGAUGAUGACGACGAUGAUUCGGACGCAUCCGUAGACUCCGACGACGCAUCGGACAGCUCGGGCGCCAAGAAGCGGCGCCGCAAGCCCGCGCCGGCCGCGCCCCGAUCCCGCGCCCCCUUGCGCGGCCGCGGCGCCGCGGCUGGGAGCGCGCGCAAGCCGGCACGGCCGCCAGCCAAGCGGCGACGCAAGAACGACGACAGCGACGAGAGCAGCGAGCAGUCGGACGAGGAUGCUGCCUCUGACGACGACAGCGGUGGCUUCGCGCCCAAGCGGCGCCGCACGCCUGCGCCAAAGCGCAAGACGCCCGCAGGCAAGGCGCCGGCCGCCAAGCCACCCGCGGCGCGGCGCAGGGGCAGCGGCGGCGGCGCGCCGCGACGCCGAGCGGCGUAUGAGGGUGACUCAGAGCUUGAUGAAUCUGAGCCGUCCAGCCUAGGCUCUGAUUUUGAAGAGGACAGCGGCUCAGGCGGGGGCGGCCGGCGCGGCGGCGGCGGCGCCCCCGCAAAGCGCAGGGCUGCGCCCGCAAAGCAGCAGCGCAGGCCGGACGCCACGCCGGCCGCGGCGCCGGUGCAGCGGGCGGAGCUGCAGCAGCAGGGCGCGGUGGAGGCGGCGCGGGCGGCCGCGGCGCCGCCUAAAAAGCGUCGGCGCCGCUGCCAGCAGCGGCGCCAGUGCCUGUGUCACUACAGCAGCAGCAGCAGCAGCAGGCCGCGCCGCAAGAGGCGCCGACGCCGCAGCGGCGCCGCAUGGUGUUGA
Molecule: messenger RNA, 798 nt
Organism: Monoraphidium neglectum
Lineage: Eukaryota; Viridiplantae; Chlorophyta; Chlorophyceae; Sphaeropleales; Selenastraceae
Exons: 3
Coding region: 1-798 (265 amino acids)
Source: RefSeq, a predicted model, not a curated record